GGCACUGUGCGAGCUCCCAUGUACUCCUCCGUAAGACGCACUGCUAUGUCCUUCCGCACAUCUGCGAGGACAUAACUAGUUGGUGCCCCCAGGGCUGCACAAGAUGGACGUGGAAGUCUGCGAGCAUUCUGCCUCAGCUCCGACACACCAUUCCCCAACCACACGCUGUAGCAGACUGCACGCAUCAUGCCUUGCGUACAUGCCGCCGCCGAGACGGACAAGUCCUUUGUUCAAAUCGCAAACGCCGAUAUUGAGGAGCUCAUCAAGCAACUGACCCUAGAUGAGAAAGUUGCCCUGCUAACGGGUGACGAUUUCUGGCACACCGUUCCAAUUCCCCGGCUCGGGAUCCCAUCAAUACGCCUGUCUGACGGCCCGAAUGGCGUCCGUGGCACCCGCUUCUUUGGCAGCGUGCCAGCAGCUUGUCUGCCCUGUGGUACGGCCAUUGGAGCGACAUUUGAUGAAGAUCUCGCUGUUCAGGUUGGCCAUCUGCUAGCGGCAGAGGCCAAGGCCAAAGGCGCCCACGUUGUCCUUGGCCCGACGAUAAACAUCCAGCGAGGUCCUCUGGGAGGGCGGGGGUUCGAGUCGUUCUCUGAGGACCCGCUGCUGUCAGGAACAAUAGCAGGUCAUUAUUGCAAAGGCUUAAAGGAGGAGAACAUCAUUGCAACGCUCAAACACUUCGUAUGCAAUGACCAGGAGCAUGAGCGAAUGGCUGUCAAUUCCAUUCUCACCGACCGGGCGCUGAGGGAAAUCUAUCUUCUGCCAUUCAUGAUCGCAAUUUCUCUGGGAAAGCCCGAAGCCAUAAUGACGGCAUACAACAAGGUAAACGGGCUUCAUGCAUCGGAGAGUUCAACACUUCUUCAAGACAUCUUACGUGAAGAAUGGGGAUGGGAGGGUCUGUUGAUGAGCGACUGGUUUGGAACAUAUAGCACAUCCGAGGCCAUCAACGCUGGACUCGAUCUCGAAAUGCCAGGGCCGACAAGAUGGCGCGGCAGUGCUCUGUCACAUGCCAUUACCGCAAACAAGAUUCCCAUGGCGACGGUCAAUGCCCGUGUUCGUGCUGUGCUGCGUCUGGUCCAGCAAGCCAGCCGAUCGGGUAUUCCUGAGCGUGCGCCGGAGUUGCAGCUGAACCGUGCCGAGGAUAGACGGCUACUCAGGAAGAUCGCCUCAGAGGCAGUUGUCCUCCUGAAGAGCGAUGACGGCAUUCUGCCUCUGGACAAGACCAAGAAAAUAGCCGUCAUCGGUCCUAAUUCCAAGAUUGCUACCUACUGUGGAGGGGGCAGUGCAGCGCUCAAUCCCUACCAAGCUGUAACUCCCUUUGAGGGGAUUUCGAACUCGGCUUCCGGCGGCGUGGAGUUCGCUCAGGGGAUAUACGGACACCAAAACCAACCCUUGCUGGGGACGCGCCUGCGGACUCAGGAUGGCCGUACUGGAUUCACCCUGAAAAUCUUCAAUGACCCUCCCACCGUAGCGAACAGAGUACCACUCGAGGAACGACACGAGACGGACUCGAUGGUAUUCUUCCUUGAUUACAACCACCCAGAGCUGCAACCCGUGUGGUUUGCAGACGCGGAGGGAUACUUUGUCCCAGAGGAAUCCGGCCUAUACGAUUUUGGCCUUUGUGUGCAAGGGACGGGCAAGCUCUAUGUGGAUGGAAACCUAUUAGUCAAUAACGCUGAUGUACAAAGGCCGGGGUCUAGCUUCCUUGGGAGCGGCACCAUGGAAGAAAGAGGCACGUUGGAGCUCACGGCCGGUUGGCAGUACAAGAUCCAUGUGCAGUGGGGGUGUGCUAAAACCAGCACGUUUAAGGUCCCCGGGGUAGUCGACUUUGGUCACGGUGGCUUCCGAUUCGGCGCCUGUAAGCAGCUCUCGCCUUCUAAAGGCAUCGAAGAGGCAGUGCAGCUGGCUGCAUCGGUUGAUCAGGUCAUACUCGUGGCUGGUCUGAGUGCGGAAUGGGAAUCAGAGGGCGAGGAUCGUACGAGCAUGAGCCUGCCGCCACAUACAGAUGAGUUGAUCUCUCGUGUACUGGAGGUGAAUCCAGACACUGUUGUCGUCCUUCAAAGCGGAACUCCCGUGGAGAUGCCCUGGAUUCAAAAGGCAAAGGCAGUGCUUCACGCCUGGUAUGGCGGUAACGAAACUGGCAACGGCCUUGCGGAUGUCAUCUUCGGCGACGUAAACCCGUCUGGCAAACUUCCACUCACGUUCCCCCGCCACGUCAAACACAACCCCACCUAUUUCAACUAUCGAUCUGAGGGUGGUAGAGUCCUAUAUGGUGAGGACGUAUAUGUCGGUUACCGGUUCUAUGACGAGGCUGAGAUCGAUCCGCUGUUCCCUUUCGGCCAUGGUCUCUCGUACACAACAUUCGAACUAUCGGGGCUGUCCCUCGAAAGGGAGGCAUGUUCACUGCAAGCCACGUGCACGUUGCGUAAUACCGGAUCCAGAACUGGAGCGGAGGUGAUACAGCUGUAUGUCACCCCGGUCUCGCCGCCAAUCAAGCGGCCACUGAAGGAGCUAAAGGGUUUCCGAAAAGUCUGGUUAGAGCCAGGUGAGGAAGAGGUGGUGCAGAUUCCGCUGGAUCUUGUCCGUGCGACAAGCUUCUGGGAUGAGAAGAGCAGUAGCUGGUGCAGUCACAGUGGUACAUAUCAAAUAAUGCUUGGAACCAGUAGCCGUGGGACGUUCUUGGAGGACUCCAUUGAAUUGAGUGAGACCACUUUCUGGUCGGGACUCUGAGUGGGGCUGGGUAGCAAGAAAUAGCACGCUGCCACUAUUAUGAACGACCUUUUAUUCGAUCUGUAUCUAUCCAGGUUUGUAGAUGCAUUGUGACCAUGCUUUCGCUACUGUCUAUGCGGGACAGGAUGUCGGUUGACUGUCGUAGGUACUCGGUUGCUCGCUCCGCUUCCGGGCCAGCAGGAUGAAAUGGGCAAACCAGCAGGCCCGCCGCGAUAUCACGCACUUUGUGCGCCAAAUGUAGACCGUUCG
Molecule: messenger RNA, 2976 nt
Organism: Aspergillus piperis CBS 112811
Lineage: Eukaryota; Fungi; Ascomycota; Eurotiomycetes; Eurotiales; Aspergillaceae
Product: beta-glucosidase H
Exons: 4
Coding region: 187-2727 (846 amino acids)
Biological process (GO): glucan catabolic process
Molecular function (GO): beta-glucosidase activity
Source: RefSeq, a predicted model, not a curated record